Molecule: messenger RNA, 450 nt
Organism: Cololabis saira (Pacific saury)
Lineage: Eukaryota; Metazoa; Chordata; Actinopteri; Beloniformes; Belonidae
Product: ciliary microtubule inner protein 1-like
Exons: 4
Coding region: 41-424 (127 amino acids)
Source: RefSeq, a predicted model, not a curated record
GCCUCACACACACACACACACACACACUUGCUCAGGACAGAUGGAUUCCUCCAACCGCGUCAACUUUGUACAUCGAGAUGAAAUCUGGAAAGCGCAUGUACAACUUGAGAAGAAUUCAGCAAAAGUUUGGCCCAACAAGUGGGGCUUCCUGACUGAAGCCUACGGGGAGUACCACACGGAGAGCUUGAAGCUGAAGGAGGAGAUGAAGGUGGGACUUCCUCCUCACCUGGCCGUCCAACCUGUGACCCCCCCACAAAAAUAUAUCCAUGUCGGCCCCUCUCCUCCAGUUCCACCAACCACUCAGGCUCUCAUCGGUUGGCGUUCAGGUCACUCACAUCUUCAGUUUGAAAAGUACGGCCUGGUGCAUCAUGGGAGACGUAGUUUUCUCAAGGAGCUGGGCUGGCCUCAAGGCGCUCGCCCCUGAAUGGGAGUCCUCUUUCUGUGCAACUC